AUGGAUACUGGCAUGGGCACAAGCACUGGCACCAAGACUGAGCGCCUAGUGGGAGGUCAAUACAAAAUGCUCAGGAAGAUCGGGUCAGGCUACUUUGGCAAUGUUUAUCUGGCCAUUAAUAUCAUCAGUGGAGAAGAAGUGGCCAUGAAGGUAGAGCCUCAAUAUGGCAGAAGCCCAAGGCUGAGGGUCGAGAAUGCUGUAUAUAAACUGCUUCAAGGAGGCAUUGGCAUCCCGCGCCUGCAAUGGUUUGGGCAAGAUGGUGGUCAGAAUAUUAUCGUCCUUGACCUUCUGGGACCUAGCCUGGAAGACCUCUUCGAGUUUUGUGCCAGAAACUUCUCAAUGAAAACCAUUCUUAUGCUGGCUGAUCAAAUGAUUGGUAUCCUGGAGUAUGUACACUCCCAGAACGUGUUACACAGAGAUAUUAAGCCUGAGAAUUUUUUGAUGGGAAUGGGAAGGGAGUGUAACAAAGUUUUUCUGGUUGACUUUGGUCUUGCUAAGAAAUACCGGGAUAAUAAGACCAGACAACACAUACCAUACCGAGAGGAUAAAGGCCUCGUUGGCACCAUUCGAUAUGCCAGCAUCAACACACAUCGUGGCAUCGAGUACAGUCGACGAGAUGAUAUGGAAUCAUUAGGAUAUGUCCUCAUAUAUUUCAACAGAGGCAGCUUGCCCUGGGAGGGACUAAAGGCUGAUAAUAAGAAACCAAUACAUGAAAAAAUUGGUGAGAAGAAGAUGUCCAUUCCAGUUGAUGAUCUUUGUAGAGGGUUUCCUUCAGAAUUUGCUACUUACCUGAACAUCUGUCGCCAGUUGGGCUUUGAGGAAACACCUAAUUAUAUGUAUUUCAGGCAAAUUUUCCAGCUUGCAUUUAGAAACCUGAAUUUUCAGUACGAUAAUGUAUUUGAUUGGGCUGUGCUGCCACCCAGAACUCCUCAUCUGGCGUCUUCUUCCAAGGUGUAG
Messenger RNA from Ochotona curzoniae (black-lipped pika), 957 nucleotides. Its product is annotated as casein kinase I-like. The transcript has a single exon. Bases 1 to 957 code for a protein of 318 amino acids. NCBI's taxonomy places the organism in Eukaryota, Metazoa, Chordata, Mammalia, Lagomorpha, Ochotonidae. Gene Ontology annotation, molecular function: protein serine/threonine kinase activity; ATP binding. The record is from RefSeq and is a predicted model, not a curated record. Gene Ontology annotation, biological process: negative regulation of canonical Wnt signaling pathway; signal transduction; peptidyl-serine phosphorylation. Gene Ontology annotation, cellular component: cytoplasm; nucleus.